AUGCCGCCCAAGAGCCCCAGGAAAGUGACCCCCAGUCGGCCUCAGCAGGGGGAGAGGAACCCCACAGAGCCGGGCGGAAAUGAAAGUCUUGAUCCAGUCUUUUCCUCUCUGUGUAAGCAACUAAAUGUAUCUGAACCGUUGCGAGGGCAAGCAUGGCAGACAUACGAGAGAUUGUUUUCCUCAGAUCGGUCAUUGCGGGACAACAUGAGGAAGAUGGAAUCUUUGGGACUUUGUCUUUAUAUUGCUGCAGUCAACGCUGAUGAAAUGACGUUCACUUUUACAGAACUCGUAAAGGCUGUAGAUAUAAGCGUCGGUAAAUGUUUUAGCCUUCUGAGGCAAAUGGAUAUCAACAUGGAUAAUCUGAGUACCAAAGUUGACAGUGCUGUUAUGAAGCUUAAGAAAAAGUAUGAAACCAUGUGCCAUUUGUAUCAGAAAUUCCAAAGUACAUUUAAAGACAUAUUUUUGAAGCACCCAAAUACAGAAAAUACUUCUGACUCUCACCUUAAGACCAUUCUUGAGGGGUCUUGGACAACUUUUAUUUUGGCUAAAGGGAAAGUUUUACAGAUGGAUGAUGACCUCAUAAUCUCGUUCCAGUUGUUGCUGUGUGUCUUGGAAUAUUUUAUCAGGAAAUCGCCAUUUGAUAUUCUAAAGGAUCCUUACAAGAGCUGUGUGAGUGAAUUGUCUGUGAAUGGACCAACCCGAACUUCCCGACGUGGUCAGAGUAGAAAUACUCGUACGUCACGGCAGUGUGAAACGGACACCAGAAUCAUAGAGGCUCUUUGUAAGGCUAACGAAUGUCCUGUUGAUGAGGUGAAAAAUGUUUACUUCUCUAGUUUUGUUGACUUCUUGGAUUCAACUGGAAUUUCUUCCAUGAAUGGUCUUCCAAAGGUUGAAGUCAUUUCAAAACAGUAUGAAGAAGUUUAUCAGAGAAGCAAGGACAUUGACGCAAGGCUCUUUUUGGUCGAUGAUGCAUCUCUGAUGGUUGAUUUCAGUGAGAAUUUGGAGCAGGAGAGAACUCCUAAGAAAAAUAGUACUGUUGAAGCUUCUGUGAUACCUCCUCAGACACCAGUAAGAGCUGCAAUGAACACAAUCAACCAACUGAUGGUCACCUUAAAUUCAGCCAGUGAUGAGCCCUCUGAAUGUCUUAACUUGUAUUUUAAGAACUGCACAAUAAAUCCAAAGAACGAGAUCACAGAGAGAGUAGAGCGCUUAGGACAGGUCUUCAAAGCUCGUUUUGCGGCUUCAAUUGGCCAAGCAUGUGCAGAAAUAGGAUACCAGCGAUACAGAGUUGGGGUACGUUUACAUUACAGAGUGUUGGAGUCUAUACUCAAAUCGGAAGAAGAACGAUUGUCUAUACACAAUUUCAGCAAACUGUUGAAUAAUGACAUUUUCCAUACAUGUCUCCUGGCCUGUGCUGUGGAAGUUGUCAUAUCUGCUUAUGCAAGAAACCCCUUCAGGAGCCAAUCCAGUGCAGAAACAGCAGUGUCCUUUCCAUGGAUUCUUAAUGUCUUUGAACAGAAAGCAUUUGACUUUUAUAAAGUAAUUGAGAGCUUUAUUAAAGCUGAACCAAGUCUAACAAAGGACAUGAUCAAACACCUUGAGCGCUGCGAGCACAUGAUUAUGGAAAGUUUGGCCUGGCAAUCGGAUUCUCCUCUGUUUGACUUGAUCAGACAAACAAGGGAUAGAGAAGGAUCAGUUGAUCACCCAGAAAUAGCCAGUACAGCGCAACAACCAUCACAGAACAACCCUACAGCUGCAGAUCUCUAUCUGUCACCUUCAAGAAUAACGCAACAGGGUGCUGGAGCACCUACCUCAUCCAGUACAAAUGGACAGGGUCCUGCUCCGCCACAACCUCAGCAGAGAUCUACCUCACUGUCCUUGUUUUAUAAGAAAGUGUACCGCUUAGCAUACUUGAGGCUCAACAGCUUAUGUUCCAGUCUGUUAUCUGACCACCCCGAGCUUGAGCAAAUCAUCUGGACUCUUUUCCAGCACACUCUGCAGCAUGAGUAUGAGCUGAUGAGGGACAGACACUUAGACCAGAUCAUGAUGUGCUCUAUGUAUGGCAUUUGUAAGGCAAAGAACUUUGAUCUACGAUUCAAAACUAUUGUUACAGCAUACAAGCAGCUUACGAAUACAAACCAAGAGACAUUCAAACAUGUUUUGAUCCGAGAAGGACAGCAUGACUCCAUUAUUGUAUUCUACAACUUGGUCUUUAUGCAGAAAUUAAAAACUAAUAUCUUGCAAUAUGCUUCUACAAGGCCUCCCACUUUGUCUCCAAUUCCUCAAAUACCACGAAGCCCUUACAGAUUUGCAAACUCUCCAUUAAGAAUUCCUGGUGGAAAUAACAUCUAUGUCUCUCCGUUAAAGAGCCCAUACAAGUCAUCAGAUGGGCUGCUGUCUCCAACAAACAUGACACCAAGGACUAGAAUCUUAGUAUCCAUUGGUUCGCCAUUCAGUUCAGCAGAGAAAUUUCAGAAAAUCAACCAAAUGCUGAGCAACGCUGAACGCCCUAUUAAGAGAACUGCACAAGAUUGCACAGCUCCAAAACCACUUAAGAAGCUCCGCUUUGAUGAGCACGAUGAGGCAGAUGGAAGCAAAACGCUUUCUACGGAAUCGAAGUUCCAGCAGAAGCUUGCAGAAAUGACAAGUUCUAAAACACGUAUAAAAAAAUACAGGAUGAAAGAAAAUACGCACAACAUCCGCGUCAACCAAUCAACUUGA
Messenger RNA from Nanorana parkeri, 2721 nucleotides. It is a transcript of the gene RB1, whose product is annotated as RB transcriptional corepressor 1. Gene Ontology annotation, biological process: neuron projection development; negative regulation of G1/S transition of mitotic cell cycle; cell differentiation. The record is from RefSeq and is a predicted model, not a curated record. Gene Ontology annotation, cellular component: nucleus; chromatin; Rb-E2F complex. The coding region runs from base 1 to 2721 and encodes 906 amino acids. Gene Ontology annotation, molecular function: RNA polymerase II transcription regulatory region sequence-specific DNA binding. The transcript has 29 exons. NCBI's taxonomy places the organism in Eukaryota, Metazoa, Chordata, Amphibia, Anura, Dicroglossidae.